Capsicum annuum is the source of this 1847-nucleotide messenger RNA. RefSeq names its product prohibitin-3, mitochondrial. Gene Ontology annotation, cellular component: membrane; mitochondrion. Gene Ontology annotation, biological process: mitochondrion organization. The transcript has 4 exons. The record is from RefSeq and is a predicted model, not a curated record. NCBI's taxonomy places the organism in Eukaryota, Viridiplantae, Streptophyta, Magnoliopsida, Solanales, Solanaceae. Bases 142 to 987 code for a protein of 281 amino acids.
ACCCUUUUUCAACCCGCUUAACCAAAUUCAUCCAUUCGGGUUUUUCUUGAACAACACUCCACCUUUUUCCAACAAAAACCCAAUAUUCUUCAUACCAAAACGCUAAACAGUAAACCCUGUGUGAAUCGAAAAUAAAAAAAAAUGGGUAGCAAUCAAGCAGCAUUAUCAAUCCUCAAAUACCUAGCAAUCGGCGCAACAACCAUCGGCGCCGCCGCAACUGCCGUCAAUUCCUCCCUUUUCACCGUCGACGGCGGUCAACGUGCUGUACUUUUCGAUCGAUUUCAAGGAGUGAAAGACGAAACUGUUGGUGAAGGCACUCAUUUUCUAGUACCAUGGCUUCAAAAACCUUUCAUAUUUGAUAUUCGUACUAAGCCUCAUACUUUUUCCUCCUUCUCUGGUACUAAAGAUCUUCAAAUGGUUAAUAUUACUCUCCGUGUUCUCUCUCGUCCAGAAGUUUCUCGUCUUCCCACUAUUUUCAAGACACUAGGACUCGAGUACGAUGAGAAGGUCCUUCCAUCCAUUGGCAAUGAAGUUCUCAAAUCUGUCGUGGCACAAUUCAACGCUGAUCAGCUUCUCACCGAGCGCCCCCAGGUGUCUGCAUUAGUUCGUGAGAGUUUGAUUCGUCGUGCAAAGGAUUUCAACAUUGAGCUUGAUGAUGUGGCUAUAACACAUUUAUCAUAUGGUACUGAAUUCUCUAGGGCUGUGGAACAGAAGCAGGUUGCCCAGCAGGAGGCAGAGCGGUCAAAGUUUGUAGUGAUGAAGGCUGAGCAAGAACGGAGAGCGGCAAUUAUUAGGGCUGAAGGAGAAAGUGAGUCUGCUAAAUUGAUUUCUGAUGCAACUGCAGCUGCUGGUAUGGGUUUGAUUGAGCUUAGGAAGAUUGAGGCUUCGAGGGAGAAUGCUUCGACCUUAGCUAAGACUUCCAAUGUGAUUUACUUGCCCAACCAGGGGGGGAACAUUCUACUGGGACUGAAUGCUGCAACACGCUGAUUAGUUAUUACACAAAUCUGUGCGGAAUUGGAAACUGAUGUAGUACAGAAUUGUUCUCCAAGGGAAUGUUAUGAGAUUAGAAACUGGAGAUCUUUUCUAUACUUAAUCGUGACAGGCUCAAGACAUAGCAGAACCUGUGUUGCAAGAAACGGUCUUCCUCUGUAGUAUAAUUAUGGAGAUUUUGAAGCUGACCGCCUCAUCAAUUCAUUAAAACCUAGUCAAUCUGGCGCCAAAAGGUAAGUUCUUAGGUUUUACUUACUAUAACCUAUAUAAUGGCCAAGUGGAUGAGUAGUUCUAAAUGAUGUUUUGUUACUAGCUAAUCCGAGUAAAGCUAUAAAAAGAAAUGUUCACUCCACAAGAUUCUGGUGGAUUUGGAAAUCACGCAGGGGUAUCCUGGUGAGCUGUUUGCUUUCUUUAUUGCUUCGCUAGCAAGCUUAUGAUUGUUAUAGUUUGGAUGUGAUUUCGAUUUUCUCUGAAGAGGUUGUGUCUUCGCUUUGCUACUACCUCUUGUGCAUUCAUCCGGAUAAACUUUUUGCUGUCCUUUUUGAGGUCACUGGUUCAGUUCGUGCAAUUCUAGUGGCAUUAAAAAUUAAGAACUUGUUUAGGGGAAGCACAAAUAAACACACAGUUUUCUGAUAGAAGAAUGUAUUUUAGGGGGGUGGGCGGAUGGAGAGCUCAUUUGAGGCUGCGUAGCAUAGGAACUUACUUCGUUUUGGUUUAAGAAUAAAGCAGCACUGGAGAUUUGACCUCUCUGUUGAAUUAUUCUGUAAUGUAUGAUUUUCUGGUGAUCUGUUUUGUUGAAUUAUUCUGGAAUGUAUGAUCUUCUUGGUGUAAUUAAGCAUGAACACGUAUCCUGUCAA